Molecule: messenger RNA, 576 nt
Organism: Dracunculus medinensis (Guinea worm)
Lineage: Eukaryota; Metazoa; Nematoda; Chromadorea; Rhabditida; Dracunculidae
Source: the annotation of a GenBank genome assembly
AUGAAUUCAGCGCUAUUGGUAUAUGAUGCAUGUGGAAAUCCGUAUCAAAUGACGACAGCUUAUCAUCCGUCGAAUUUACUUCCAGCUGUUGUGCCAUUUGACAAUCCCAUCUAUGAAAUGAUUCCUCAUCGUAUAUUUGUUGGAGGAUUUCCUGCAACGACAACAGAAUUAGAUCUUCGAACAUUUUUUGAACAAUUUGGUCAUGUACGUGAAGCAAAAGUUAUUCGAAGUAAUGAAGGAACAUCGAAAGGAUAUGGUUUUAUUACUUUCGAUUCUGAAGAAGAAAACCAAGACUUAGAAAAACUUGAAUUUAAAGGUCGUCGCUUGAAUCUUGGCCCAGCAAUGCGUCGUAUAGUUCGAGCAGCGUCAACGGAACAUAUAUUCGCUGCAGCUACAUUAGGAGGACUUACAUAUGCGUAUCCUCGAUCGCCCUUUGUUAUUUUACCACCAGGACACAUUCAGCCGCUCAUUUAUUCGCCAGUUCAAACAGCACCAUCUCCAUUAAUUUCUGCGGUUGUAUGUUUUGAUAAUUAUUCUAAAAUUUGUUCAUAUUUUAUAAAGCAACAAUCAUUUUAA